Messenger RNA from Blumeria graminis f. sp. triticale, 1224 nucleotides. NCBI's taxonomy places the organism in Eukaryota, Fungi, Ascomycota, Leotiomycetes, Helotiales, Erysiphaceae. The record is from the annotation of a GenBank genome assembly.
AUGAGUGAUUCUGUUCGUGACUCUCUCGUUCAACAAUUUAUAGAACUAACUAAUGCAACUUCCUUAGAGGCGACACGAUACUUAACAGCUAGUGAAUGGGACCUGGGAAGGGCAGCUACUGAAUACUUCACUGAACUAGAAGAGGCAGAAGACAUGACUACGUCGCAGCACGAUCACCAAGAUUCUAACUCGGAAAAAAUCCCUGAGCGAUAUAACGGACCUCGAACGCUAGAUGGAAAACCGGCCCCUCCACAAGAACCUACCGUCAGCUCCCCCCGAAAAUCGGCAGCUCCAACGAAGAAAAAAGGUAUUAUAGCAACUUUGGGAUCACUGAACUCGAGGACGUCCAAUGGGCAAGGAAGCUUGCAAGAUGAUGACGACGAUCACGAGCCCGGUAAAAAACCAAGAGACCUUUUUACUGGUGGCGAAAAAUCAGGAUUAGCUGUGCAUGAUCCCACUGACUUAAACCACCCUAAGGAAGUCGUCAGAGACAUACUAAGAAACGCAAAAGUGAAUGCCGCAAAAUCUAAGAGCGAUAAUUCGAAUAGUGUUAUUUCCCGGUUCCGAGGAAGUGGCCAAACUGUUGGUGGUGAAGAUGCACCCUCUCGAACUGUACUAAACCCUGAGCCUCAAGCCUCAGAAACGGCGAGAGCCCAAACAAAAAUUUUACACCUUUGGGAGGAUGGCUUUAGCAUUGAGGACGGUCCUCUACACAGAUUCGAUGAUCCAGAAAACGCUGUUAACCUUCAAAUGAUUCGUCAGGGCCGCGCCCCCUUGAAUCUCAUGGACGUGCGUCCUGGUCAAUCAAUUGAUGUUCAGCUUACCAAACAUGAAGGCAAUUAUCAAAAGCCUCCAAAAGUCUACAAACCUUUCAGUGGCACAGGAAAUAGGCUAGGUAGCCCCACCCCGACCAUGUCGACACAAAUCGAAGCACCUUCUGUCUCGGAAGCUCCAACCUCAAGUGUUGAACUUGAUCCCUCUCAGCCCACAUUAAACCUCAGAGUACAGCUAGCUGAUGGUUCACGACUAACAGCUGUAUUUAAUCCCAGCCACACCAUCGGACAUGUUCACGAGUUUGUGGAUCGAGCCUCCCCCUCUAGUAGAACUAGACCAUGGAUCCUUGCAACAACAUUCCCAAAUAAAAACCACACUGAUAGGAGUCUAACUCUCGACCUAAUCCCAGAGCUUAGGAGAGGUGGAACAGCUAUUCAGAAGAUAGUAUAA